ACAACAUUAACACCUCACACUGCUUCACAUGUGUUGAAAGUCUAGUUCAAAGAAAUUUUUCAAACAUUAACAGAAAAAUUCCAAAUUCUUUCUCAAUAAAAUUAUUUAAAUAUUAUUAAAUAAUUUUUGUUUUAUUCUAAAUAAAAUUUUUAUUUAAUCUUUUGAAUUUUCAUUAUUUUCCUUGACUACUGAGCUGAAAAUUCUGCAGAUGACGACUUCUUUACAAAAAAUUAAAUAAAACAUAAAAGUAAUAAAGGGAAUAAAAAACAUUAAUGUAAAAUACUAGAGAAAUGUAUAACAAAACGCAAAAAAAGACGGAGCACUAAUUUUUUGUCUGCAAGGGUGUAGAAGAAUAAAAAGUGGUAUGAAAAGUGGCUAUUAAUGUGAAUUCGUUAUUUUCGUGAAAUGUGACCAGUAUCUUUUAUGUUCAAUUAAUCAGUAAUUCUUUGUGAUAUGGAUCGUGUCCAAUGUCAUUUUAACUAAAAGGAUUUGGACUGACUUGAAAUGAUGAUACGACUAAACUUGAUGCUUUUAUGUUCUUUUAUGGUUCAUGGAAAGAUUGGUUAUUUCUGGCAUAUUACCGAUUUCCAUUAUGAUCCAAAAUAUUCGUCUGAAAGCAGCACCGGGAAUACAUGUUGGAACACGAGAACAAGAGUUGAAGAUGGACGAAUCAAACCAGACCGCAAAGUAGCUGGAAUAUUUGGCAACUAUAGUUGUGAUUCGCCUUGGGCUUUGAUUGAGUCUGCUGUACGAGCCAUGAAAUCGAAACAGGAUGAGGGUGUCGAGUUCGUCUUGUGGACAGGGGACGCGUUAACUCAUGCUGCAGAAAUGAGUGAAGAACUACGACUACAAUCUUUGAAGAAUCUCACAGAUUUAUUGUCCCAUACAUUUAGUACACAAUUUGUAUUCCCAGCAUUGGGACAUGAGGAUGUUGGAUUGAACUUCAGCCAGACCGCAAUUCUCUGGAAACACUGGCUCCCAAGCGAAGCUCUUCAAACCUUUGAAAAAUCUGGUUUCUACGUAUUCGAACAAAAGUCUAAGAAAUAUCGAAUAAUUUUGCUGAAUACAAAUCUCUGGUUAGACACGGAUUCAAGUGUAGACAGUCGCAUUCACCAACAUCAAUACCAUCAACAACAGAGGAUAAAUGGAGGUAGUACGACAAGGAAUUCAAGUGACCCACACAAUCAAUGGCGGUGGUUUGAAUCUAUCUUACGAAUAGCCAGAGAAAAAUCAGAAACUGUAUACGUCGUUGGUCACACACCACCUGGUGUCGAUGAAAGAGCGACUGGAGCUUUACCUUUGAAAGAACAACACAAUCGAAAGUACCUUCAACUUAUUCGACAAAAUGCAGAUAUCAUUGCAGGCCAAUUUUUUGGCCAUUGGCAUUCUGACACUUUUCGUACGAUUUAUAGUGAAAUGGGAGUACCUAUUUCAUGGAUUAUGAUGGCUCCUAGCAUUACACCUGGUCGUCCAAAUGGUCCAAACAAUCCAGGACUUCGACGCUAUAAAUUUGAAACAAGCACAGGACAAAUUUUAGAUUAUACUCAGUACUAUCUUGAUCUACCAAAAGCUAAUUCAAUUGGCCGUGCAAACUGGGUUGUUGAAUAUUCUCUGUUAGACUAUUAUGAAUUGAAGGAAAUUAAUGCACGAAGUCUACAUGAUCUUGCCCAUCGCUUCACUCAAGCUAAUGAUGAUACAUUUGUUAGAUAUUAUGCUGCCAACACAGUAUCACUACCACGAGAAAUAGAAGAAAUUUGGGGCUGUGGCGGUGCUGAUGAUGGUGCUUGUAUACUCCAACACUAUUGUGCUAUAACUCGUGUCAAUCCCGACUCCUAUAGUAAUUGUCUUUCAUCCUAUGCAUACGCCUUGGCAACAGCUUGUUCUCCAACUUUACCUCUCUACAUAGUACUCCAUGUCGUUACUACAUUUGGAUGUUUACUUCGCAAUCGAUAGACUUGAAGGAUCAAGUCAUUAAAUUUUAAACAACCUUAGUGACAUUCUGAGCUGAAGAGGAUGUUGAAGAUUGACAGAGAACAUAAGUUCAACUUUUUUUUUCUUACUUUUUACUACUAUUUUUAAGUUCAAAUGCUAUCGAAAUACUUCUUUCAGCUGAAUUUUCUGAAAAUCCAUUCUAUGAAUUAAUGAUAACAUAAAAUUUCAAAAGCUUUUGACGAACUUAUCU
Chelonus insularis is the source of this 2182-nucleotide messenger RNA. RefSeq names its product acid sphingomyelinase-like phosphodiesterase 3b. Lineage: Eukaryota; Metazoa; Arthropoda; Insecta; Hymenoptera; Braconidae. The record is from RefSeq and is a predicted model, not a curated record. Bases 505 to 1953 code for a protein of 482 amino acids. Gene Ontology annotation, molecular function: phosphoric diester hydrolase activity. The transcript is spliced from 10 exons.